AUGUUGGCAUCCUGUGUUUCUGAUCAAGAACAGCUGCAAAAAUCUCUUCCACGAGUUAAUCAUGCCCAGUUUGCUCUCCCUUCACUGCCAAGGAAAUUCAAUCUCGAAGUGAAGAAUGCUGCAGGCAAAGAUUUUGUGUCUCGCCCGAAGCCGAUGGAUUCUUCAUCAGGUAACAGGCUACACCCUGAAAAUGAAAAUCUGAUGCAUGCAGCAAAAGGGACGUGGAGAGAAUGGGUCGAAGGGGCCAAAUCCGAAUACUUUACAAUGGAUUAUUCGCUGGUUAGACGACGUCGUCCCAUUCAUAACAAGCAAGGCCCUGUUGCUCCAUAA
Molecule: messenger RNA, 330 nt
Organism: Fraxinus pennsylvanica
Lineage: Eukaryota; Viridiplantae; Streptophyta; Magnoliopsida; Lamiales; Oleaceae
Source: the annotation of a GenBank genome assembly